AUGAGUUCAGCGUCAGCCGUGGUGUGCCGUGAGAUAUUUGACGAAAACAGUCAGCCAUCCGCUGAAGAAAUCUCCGAAUAUGCACAACAACUGGGCAUUGAUCCUGAAAGCGAAAGUCAUCUGCUCCCACUGGCCCGAGAUGGUCUCAUGCAGGCACUGCCUUCACCAUGGAAAGCUUAUUAUGAUGAAAAACUCCAAACACACUACUAUUACAAUCAUGAGACCAAGAACACCCAGUGGGAGCAUCCUCUGGACAAUGUUUACAGGGAGCUGGUGAAGAGGUCGCGUGAUGUGUCUAUGCAUGAUGACACCUGUGCUUCUGUACAGGAUCUUCCCACCUCAGAGGAGAUUACAAAAAAUCUUGAACGUGUGGAGACCAAAGUGGAAAGCGAAGAUGAUGAUUUAUCAACUGAUAGUGAUAAUCAUACAGAUAUCAAGGAUAACGCAUCUACAACUUUAGUGCCUGGCAUUAAGCGUCUAACUCCUUUGGGACGGCCGCCUCUAGCGCCACUAGGAAGACUGGAUAAAAAAUUAAGUGAUUUACGUAUCUCGCCUUUAAGACGAAGUGCUGAAAGCACGCUUUCGAAUAAGCCAAAGUUAAUGAGGAAUACAUCUGAUAGAGAUAUUUUAAGUCGACCAACUUUGGAGAGGCCAAAAAUGUUGUUCAAACAGCAUUCAGAGAUUAUAGAUCUUAAGAUGCAUGUGCUGACUAGUCCGGAAGAUGAAAACUUUAGUCCUCUGCUUGCUGCUGCUAAGGUAGACAAGGGAUUACCAUUAUCAGGAAAAGGCAGCAUGUUCCUCAGGAUGAAUAAAUCAGAUUUACCCAGUCCUGAUACAGAUAAAUCUUUACCAUUGGAAUCAAUGACCAAGAGUGAUCCUCCUAGAGGUAUACUAAGAGAGAAAAUGUCAGAUGUACCAUAUAGGAAAGUGGAAACUGUCGCAGGCAGGCAACGCCAAGUAUCAAGCUUUGAUGAAGACAAAAAGAGCGUAAGAUUCAAGCUUGAAAAUCCACCGGAACAAACUGUUAGUCCUGGUUCAAACAGUUCCUCGGAGCAGAAUGAUGGACAAAGUUCCAUUAUCAGCGCUGCUCCACCGCCUUUACCAUCGCCACUUAUACCUUCAUCACCGACUGUACCAACACCAAUCAUCACAUCAUCAUCCACAACUAACCCUGCGAUUUUACUGUCGCCAUUAGUUUCCAGACCGCCGCUACCUCCUCGACCACUAUCAGAGAGUCCAAGAGAAGUUAAAAGUAUAUCUGGUUCAGAAAAAGAAUCUGGGGAAAGCGAUUCUCGCGAAAGUAAAAGUACAUCCCCUCGACGUCGCUUGUUACGUCCACCCGCAGCGGAUUACAUAAAACCAGACCUGUUCCAGAAGAACUUUCAAAAGAUAUCAGAUCUUGUACGACCUGGCGACAUAGAAACUACAUCGAUGUAUUUAGAAGAACCGACAAUUGACAAAGAGGCUAGACCAAGAUCUCCAAUGAUCCCACAAAAAAAUAAAAUAUCAAUAAAUCUCAUGGAGAGCAUAGAGUCUGAGACAUCAAUAGAUUCCCCGGAUAAGGAAUUCGCGAAUUUGGACUUAAACGAUCUUGACGACUCAAAUGAAGAUCACAGACAUGAACAGGCAAAUAUUUCCGAAACAAAAGACCAGGAAAAAGAUAGUGGAAAAGUUAAAGACAUUGAAAAUACAGAUAGAUCUGAUAAAACAGAACAAUCCGAUUCUAAUUCUAAAGCAUCUGUAACUAGUCAAAAGAAACAGUGUGUAGAAAACGUUAUACCUCGUAUUAAAGUUCCUAAUUUAGAUCUUUCUGAACAGUCAAAACACCAGAACUCUGAUUUAGACAACUCAAAAAAUGUUCCAAAAGAUGAUUCAAAAUCUACACCAGUUAGUGUAGAAUUACCGAGGACUCCACAGUUGAGAGUGUCUCCUACACCUAGUUAUGUAUCAGAUUUACGAUCACCUAGAGAGUUUAGUAAUCUUUGGAGCCCUCUAUCAACAUUUAAACCCUUAAACAAAGCUGUCAUCUCUCCACAAAUGAAAUCUUCUGAAUCAGCUUCAUGUUUAGGUAAAAAUUUAACCAGCCCCAGACUGGAUGGUGUUAUAAUAUCUCAAGGAAAAUCGAAUUCUGAUAAUGUGGUUGUUGUAUAUCAAUUUGAGACUCAAGAAAACGAUUUUCCAAAACCUAUAAAAUCUCCAUUGAUACCUGACAUGGGUACUAGAGAAAUGAUAGAGAGGAAUAAAGCUGAUGAAAGAAGAAGACUAGAAUUAUUUUUGCAGAAAGAGUUAGAGAGUAUUAGGAUGGAAUGGGCAAGUAAGGAGAGGAGAAUGAAAACUGAGUUACAAGAAUCCUUAAAAGAGGCAGAGGAGAAGUUUUUGUUACAGAAGAGAGUGAGGCUAGAAGAACAGACAGAGAGACAUCGUAGGGAAAUGGAAGAGGCACUAUCAACAGGGGAGCGAAAUCAUCACCAAAAAUUACAAGAACUCACCAAAGAUCUGGAGGAACGCUACUGUCGCGAAAGCGAAGCAGCUGAAAAACAGCAUUCGGAAAAUAUGGACCGGCAAAGAGAUAAUUAUCGUGUCAGACUAUCUGAGCAACGGGUAUUCUUGGAAAUAGAGAAUGAGCGAGCACUAUCAGAUCUUCGAGAACAACUUCAAGCUAGCUUCAACAGAGAGAGAACACGUAUUAUUGACGAGAACAGAGCUACCAUAGAGUCCCUGCGGGAGGAACAGACGUCUAAAGUCACUGAAUUGCGACAUGAUUAUAGAGCUGAGGUGGAGCGGCUGCGCGGGCAGCACGCGUGCCACCUGGAGGAGGUGCGGGCGCGCGCGCGGCGGCCGGCCGCCGACCUCGCCGACAAGUACCGCUGCCUCAAGCACAAGUACGCGCGCCUCAAGCACGACGUCAAGAUGUCAAUAGAACGUCGCAAUAAGCGCCGCGAGAUGAGCAUGACCACUGGAUCUGAAACAGAAAAAUCCAAUUCGCACAAAGCUAAUCAAUCGCUCGAAAGAUGUAAAGAAGUAAACGAGACAUCAGUAAGUGCGGUAAUAGAACCCGAACCCUCCCGACACAGAGUAAAUAACAACCCGACAAUCAAGUACAAUGAUAAUGAAACCUCGCAUUCUGACAGCAACGCGCACAAAUCUUACAACGUAGAUAAUAACAACGAAGACUGGAAACAUAAGCGGGAAAGCAUAGCACCGUCAGACGACACAUCACACACGUCGGCAGUGAAGCAACGACCUCCACGUCGUGCUGCCGUAGCCUUCAAAGAGCCACCCAGACCGCGAAGAGAGAAGCAGAAAGAUGCAGGUGCUACUACAGACUGCCAAGAUUCUUCAGAUGCAACGACAGCUGACGACAAAUCAAAAGAUAAUGUCAAUGGUCACGGACGUCGAAGGUGUUUCACGAGGUUAAAAUCAGCGUCUACGUCUCGUCUGAAUUACUCACCAAAGCGCGGUGAAGGGUGGUCAAGUCCCUUAGAAUCACUGCGGCAACAGUUGCGAAAAUUAGAUGAUAUUGAAGAUCAGUUUCCUGAUUUUGCGUGCCAAUCGGCGUAUAGUCUGAGAUAUCCUUUCGCCGAAAUAGCUUGUGCCGGCUCGGUGAGUCGGGCGGAGCGCGCCGAGCUCGAGUUCGUGAGGCACCGCGCCCUCGUCGAACGAGAGGGCAUGCGCCGAGCACGUGCCGCACUUCGUCGUCGUCGCGCCGCACUGCACGAACCGGAGACGCAGGAAGGGACGACUAGCGACGCGUCGUCGGAGAGCGAACCGGGAGACGAUGACACCGGCGGGGGGGCGGGGGGGCGGGGGGGCGGCGUGCUGCGCUCACUGCGGGCCCUGCACCACGACGUGCGCGACAUAUGGCGCGCGCUGGACCACACGGCCUCACCUGAGUCAAGUUCGUGCCAGGUUCCUACUACGUCGCAGGCACGAGUAGCUUUAUCUGCUCCAGAGGCUGUCCCUGAUGACCACUCUGACGGUGGAGUCGCUGAGAGAGCUAGAGGACUACGCGCUUGGUUGCAAACUGCCCCUUAA
Molecule: messenger RNA, 4035 nt
Organism: Achroia grisella
Lineage: Eukaryota; Metazoa; Arthropoda; Insecta; Lepidoptera; Pyralidae
Gene: Cep164
Product: centrosomal protein of 164 kDa
Exons: 23
Coding region: 1-4035 (1344 amino acids)
Molecular function (GO): protein binding
Source: RefSeq, a predicted model, not a curated record